This is a messenger RNA of Helobdella robusta, 687 nucleotides long. RefSeq lists its product as hypothetical. The transcript has 3 exons. The record is from RefSeq and is a predicted model, not a curated record. The coding region runs from base 1 to 687 and encodes 228 amino acids. Lineage: Eukaryota; Metazoa; Annelida; Clitellata; Rhynchobdellida; Glossiphoniidae.
AUGGCUCCAACGUUACAACAGUGCCCCGUCUGCUUUAACCACUAUAGAAGCACUCCAGACGGGAAGUUAUGUCGGCACGGAGGUAAACCUGGGUUGCCCACACGGUCGUCGGCCGCAUCGGUCUCCGGUGAUCCUCUCGGCCUGGAUUACUCUGGUGUUUUUGACAAGCUGACGACCGUGCUGAAAUGUGUACCGGUGUACGACCAUAUCCCUAAGCCAUGCAGGGAGAAGUUCGCACAUGAUCUGAACGCCUUGCUGACGGCUGAACCAUCCGGCAUUUCUGCGCAUGAUGGUAGGCGCCCAGACGGAUGCACGCUAAUACCUUGGAGAGCCGGCAGAUGUUUGGCGUGGGAUGUUACGGUCCCUGGCACCCUCGCCGAACGAUACGUAAACCUGACAAGUAAAGAAUGCGGUUUGGCCGCGGCCAGGGCAGCGGACGAGAAAAUGAAAAAAUAUGGGAACGCCCUCCCCUCGAUGGAAUUCUUGCCAAUAUGCAUCGAGGUUCUUGGCCCGAUGGACCCCAACACCCUUAAAUUUCUUAAGGAAAUAUGCAAAAUGAUCAGCGUCAGAUCAGGCGACAGCAGGGAACUGUUUUUCGCAACUAACCACAUUUCGUGCUUGUUGCAGCGGUUCCUGCGUGUCUGUGUGCUUGAAAAUAUCCAACUGAAUGCCGACAUGUGCAAUUAA